Molecule: messenger RNA, 3084 nt
Organism: Bubalus bubalis (water buffalo)
Lineage: Eukaryota; Metazoa; Chordata; Mammalia; Artiodactyla; Bovidae
Gene: SAXO6
Product: Mdm1 nuclear protein
Exons: 15
Coding region: 166-2346 (726 amino acids)
Biological process (GO): negative regulation of centriole replication
Molecular function (GO): microtubule binding
Source: RefSeq, a predicted model, not a curated record
GGCAGAGCGACAGGGCUCAAGGAGGGAAUCGCGGAGUGCGCCGGCGCGUAGUCGAGGACGCUGGGCCGAAGCUUUUGCUAGGGAACCUACUGUUGUCGCCCCGCCCCCUCGGAGCUUUUUGUCCCGUUAACUGUCGGGGUGGCGGGGGCUCCAGCUCAGGCCGACAUGCCGGUGCGCUUCAAGGGAUUGAGUGAAUAUCAGAGAAAUUUUCUGUGGAAAAAGUCGUAUUUGUCAGAGUCCUGUAAUUCCUCAAUGGGGAGAAGACACCCAUGGGCUGGACUUAGAUCAGAUCAAUUAGGAAUCACAAGAGAGCCAAGUUUUAUUUCGAAAAGAAGAGUCCCUCAUCAUGACCCACAGAUUUCAAAGUCUCUUGAGUGGAAUGCAGCUACCUCAGAGAAUGAUGUGGUCCUAUCACCAGAAACUGAAGCUCCUAGAACACCAGAAUCACAGGAGGCAGAACAAACAGAUGUUAACCAAGAAAGACUUCUUGCAGUAGAAGCCUCCAGGGGUCCCAAGAGAACCAGAUCUCACUCUGCGGACUCUAGAAGUGAGGGGGCUUCAGAUAUUGUAGAAAAUAAGGAAGAUAUAAAAGCAAAUGACGUACCAGCUAAUGAAAAUGUGGAGCUGAAACAUUCUACCAAGCCUCUUUCAGAAAAUGUAGAUGAGAGGUUGAAUAGACUUCUGCAGAAGAAAGCUGGAUUGACGGUUGUUCCUUCACAUAAUGUCUUGAGGAAUUCUGAAUAUCAAAGGCAGUUUGUUUGGAAGACCCCUAAACAACCUGCUCCAGCUUUUGCAGCCAAUCAGGUUUUCCACAAUAAAAGCAAAUUUAUUCCACAAUUCAAAGGUAACUCAUUCAUCCAUGAAACUGAAUACAAAAGAAAUUUUAAGGGCUUAUCCCCAGCGAAAGAACCAAAAUUAAGAAGUCAUUUGAAGGAAAACAGAAAUUUUGAAACAAUAUCUCCUGAAAAGAAGUGUAAUAAAACAGAUGAUCCUUUAAAAUCAGAAGCAGAGAUGGAAUCAAAAGAAAACCAGCCUAAAAAGAAACUUACUCCUUGGAGACAUCAAAGGCUUGGGAAGGUGAAUUCAGAAUAUAGAGCAAAAUUUCUGAGCCCAGCCCAGUAUUUAUAUAAAGCUGGGGCUUGGACACGUGUGAAGGAAAACAUACCAAAUCAGGCUUCUCUAAAUGCCAUGUGGUAUGCAGAGGUUAAAGAACUCCGAGAGAAGGCUGAGUUUUAUAGGAAACGAGUUCAGGGAACCCAUUUUUCUCGGGACCAUCUGAAUCAGAUUCUGUCUGAAAACAACCGCUGUUGGGAUGUCUCCUCAACCACGAGCUCAGAAGGAACCAUUAGCAGCAACAUCAGAGCGCUAGAUCUUGCUGGAGAUCCUACAAGCCAUAAGACUUUGCAGAAAUGUCCUUCUACACAGCUAGAAGAAAAAAGAACUAUUUUGGAAGAACAGCCCCAGAAAACUACCACAGAGAAAUUGGGUGUGUCAAAUGCUCCCAUACCUGUUAGAAGGCGUCUGGCGUGGGAUGCUGAGGACACCACUGAAGACGUACAGAAACAACCAAGGGGGGAGGAGGAGGAGAAGGAGAAGGAGGAGGAGGAGAAGGAGGAGAGGGACAAGCAGGUUAAUGUGGAAGAGCUGGAGAAGCUGGAAGUACAGGACAAGUCUAAAACAGACAAGAUCCAAGAAGAGUCGGAGUCGUCUUCUAUGUCUUCAGGGAAAGGAGGCAGGCUUCCUACUCCAAAGCUGAGAGAACUGGGUGGAAUCCAGAGGACUCAUCAUGAUCUUACCACUCCAGCUGUUGGUGGUGCUGUUUUAGUGUCUCCAUCUAAAGUGAAGCCUCCAGUCAUAGAACAGAGGAAAAGAAUAUCCUCUCAGGAUGGCUUAGAAACUUUGAAGAAUGACUUUAGGAAGAAAGAAAGUCGUGGUAUAUCCCUCCUGACUUCUCCAGCUGCUGGUAUUAAAACAGUUGAUCCCUUGCCUUUGAGGGAAGAUUCUGAACCCAAUAUCCCCAAAUUUGUUGAGACAACUCUUCCCGUUUCAAAAAUGCCAGAAUACCCACCUAACACACCUGGGAAAUCUGCUUCUCCACCCUGCGCCACAUCCUACUGGCAUCCUUCUCGUCGAAUUCAGGGCUCCCUGAGAGAUCCAGAAUUCCAGCAUAAUGUGGGAAAAUCAAGGAUGAACAAUUUCCAGUUACCUCAGCAUGAAGCCUUUAAUGAUGAAGAUGAGGACAGAUUAUCUGAAAUUUCUGCUCGCUCUGCAGCUUCUAGUCUCCAGGCUUUUCAAACUCUGGCACGAGCUCAAAAAAGGAAGGAGAAUUUCUGGGGCAAAACAUAACUAGGCAGAUACCUAGUUGAGUUGCUUUUAUCUGGGGGAACCAUUGGCAUACUUUUUUCAUUAUUGCUUUACUAUGUUAAGACUUCAAGUAUUUGGAUUUUUUGCUAACAUUUCCCACUUAAAAAGAAUUGGUUUUUUUUUUUUUUUUUUUUUGCAAUACUCAAUUCAGUCUACUGGAAAAUUUUUAACACAGGUUCAUGAAAUUUUAACUUUUGAAGGAUUCUUUUUGCAUCUGUUCCCAAAGUAUAAAGACAUAGAUUAUAUAGUUCUUCACAUGUUCUAACUUGUAUAAAGUGUCAGGGCUAGCUGGUAGAAUUGUGAAUUUCCCCUAUCCAGAGAAUAUUCAUAAAUAUGAAUAAAGUAAAGUAAAAAUUAAGAUCUAAAUGUGAAGUAUAGAUUACCUGAAGAUUGGCUUUAUGUAUCUUUACAAUUGUAGAUGUCAUAAAAUGAAUUUGUUGUUCCUUUACCUUUUGCUGUGGUGUUUAUUUUAGCACCUUCUGUUUGUGGUUGCAGUGUUAAAAUAAUUGUACUUCAUAUUGAAAAUACUAGCUUUUGUAUAUACUUUUCUUAUUUAUGUAACAAGGUUUGCUGAGAGAAUAUGUAUAUUUUUUAUCUUUGUGUGUAUUCUGUUUGUAUAAGAACUUUGGCUUACAUUUGAAUAAUGUCUGAAUUUUGAAAAAUUUGUAUAAUGGAAAAUUAAAACUUUGUAGAUAUUUUGAAAUAAAACGAUCAACUGUU